This is a messenger RNA of Aplysia californica (California sea hare), 3416 nucleotides long. RefSeq names its product conserved oligomeric Golgi complex subunit 1. The transcript is spliced from 28 exons. Lineage: Eukaryota; Metazoa; Mollusca; Gastropoda; Aplysiida; Aplysiidae. Bases 302 to 3187 code for a protein of 961 amino acids. The record is from RefSeq and is a predicted model, not a curated record. Gene Ontology annotation, biological process: intra-Golgi vesicle-mediated transport. Gene Ontology annotation, cellular component: Golgi apparatus; COG complex.
ACCGUCUUUAGCUGUGAUAAUGAGGCUAUGACAAUUGUUUUUGUUAUGAUUCAAUAGGUUCAGUUUUUUAAGUUGCUGCAGGUCUAUUGUUGUUGACAAUCGUGUUGGUUACUUCAGGAAGGAAAUUAAAUCUGGAUUAAAAAAGAAAAACGUAUUAAGAGAAAGCUCACUUAUUUAGAUAGCCUGCAGCUUUUGCAACUGUAAGUCACAGUCUCGCAGGUUCACCCCGAUCUGGGUUGGCAAAGUUUCCACAGUCCGCUGCCCUACACUUGACUUUUGUGCUGUUGAAUCAAAACCAAACAUGCAGGACACAGAUGCAAACAGUUUGUUUGAAAAGCAUACUAUUGAAGAAAUCAGAGACUUGGAGAAGAAGACAAGAUCCGAUAUUGAGAAAAAGAAAGAAGAUUUACGAGUGAUGGUCGGAGAGAGGUACAGAGAUCUCAUUGAUGCAGCAGAUACAAUUGCGGAUAUGAAGACAAGUGCUGAAAAUGUGAUGAAGUCUAUUUCAAGCAUGGAAAACUUGUGCAACACAAUGCGUCAAAAGCACAUGGUUAAAGGAGCUUCUUUCCACAUGCACAUCAAUAUUGACAGAGACAAGAAUACCAGGGAGCAAGACUUCUAUGGUACUGCUGCCCAGAUCAAACUUCUUAUGGAUAUACCUGAAAAGAUCUGGAGCAGUGUGGAGAGUCAGGAGUACCUGGAGGCCACUCAGCUCUACUUGUUGGCUCGUCACAUCAACACCAGUCUGCACCUGGACCCCCGGCGCUCCUCGGAUGUCAUAACGUGGUUCCCUGUCCUCACAAGACAGUGGGCUGCCAUCAGUCAUUUCAAGACCACGAUUUUGCAGGGCUGCCGUUCUCUGCUAACAGACACAGAGGCUGAUCUAAGUGACUUGCAAAUGGCCAAUGUCUUGUGCUCCAUAAUUCUGUUAGAAGACAGCACUCCACGCCAAGUUUUCACUGAGUUUUUGUUAGCUCGUACAAAAGCCUUGCAGCAGAUUCUGCACUCUGGCCAGCAGGGCAAUGUGAAGCUGCAGGUGACAGGAGUUGCUCGGCUCCUCACAUCGUCGCUACGGCAGAUCUACUCUGUCUUCUACUAUCAUGACUCUCAGAGCUCCGGUCACACCCCAGGAGAACCAUUUGGUUUGCUCUUGACCACGCUGGACAGCGUUGUGUCCAAAUCAAACCAGGACACUCUUCUUUGGGACAUGCAGGGAACCAUAUCAUCAAGGUGCUUACCACAGUCUGUGAGAAAUUUCAAGCCCAUGCUGAGGACUCCUGCUACAGCACUUCAGGCUCAGCAUCUCAAAGACAAUUGUCAACAGUGGAUAAACACUUGUCUGCAAGAUGUUCAGUCCGGAGUGGGAAAGCUGCUGAACUAUGUGAACACAGUGAAAAGACUGGCAGACAUUCGGGACGAAGUCUGGGAGCUACUCAGUACAGUUGAGAGUACAGUGAGCUGGAAACAAAUCAGUGAGAGCAUUGUUUGCUUGAAAGUGUGGGAGGAUUUCUUCAGGCCGUUGUUUGUUGGGAGAGUGAAGGCUUUGGUUCAGUUCCAGUUGGACACAGCUGCUGAACUGACCAAUCGUACCAUCUCCAAGGUUAUGAUGGAACUCACCUCUGACAUGAAUGACAGUUCACUACAAUGUGAGCGAGAUCUGUCUGUGUUCUUAUGGACUGAGAACCCCAGUGACAUCAUCAUGGCAGACAUUUGGCAGGCAGCAUCUACAAAAACCCUCAGCGACUGCGGAGGCCUUGUUCUUAAGGCCAGGGCUUUCACACCAGCAGUACAAAACCUGUGUCACAGUGUGGAUGAAAAGCUGAAAGUCUUGCUGGAAGACACUGAGACUUAUGUCUUGGGAGGAAACAAUGAGGAUGUGAAGGAACAAGGGGCUUUCAACAGAUUUGCUGACACAGCAGAUAUUCUCAAAUACAUGCAGGGCUCCUGUGUCAAGUGUGUUCAAGAAAUUCUCGACUACCUCACAGAGCAGCUGAGACUGUGGGAGAAAUCACUGGCUGACAUCCCUGAUCCCCUCACCAAUGCCAUCACUGAAAAUAAAGUUCUACUGACUGGGCGAAUGUGCUCUGCCAUGAGUGAAAUCACCCCACACCUACAGCGCUGCAUACUGGCUCUCCCUGACUGGGACAAGCAAGCCUCCUUUAAUUUGACCAAAAAGCGCACACAAAAGCCAUCAGACUUACCAGAGUGGCAAGCUGUCCACUCAAAGCUUGUACAGUGUCAAAUGUUGGCCUACAGGAUAUGGAUCAACUAUACUGCAAAGAAGCUCAUGACAGCUACCACAGACUACAUCAGCAGCACAAGCCCAGAUGUGAUACUCUCAACGGCGACAAGGUGGGAUGAAGUUGAGAUUCUUGAAGAGACAGAGGAAGGAAAAAAACUCUCGUCUAAAAUCUAUGUUCCAAUGCAGGCAUCAUGGCAAAUUCAGACUCUUCUACACAGACUCUGUGCUGACCUGAACAAGAUUGGAGUGCAAGCUUUGCCGAGGUCUGUGAUAACAGAUUUGCUGGUUGUGGUGACAGAUGAUCUGCUGACUUCCUAUGAACAACUUUUGUCCUCGAGGGGUAAGAAGAACGGGCCCCACCCACUGAGCCAGCAUGAAGUGUUGCAGGAAAUGUUCAACUUCAAAUUCAUUCAGCUGAUCAUUCCUCGAAAAGGAGAUGAAGAAAUCCACAAAAAGUACGAACACCGCUGUCAGGCUGUUGUAGCGGGUCUGGAGGAAUUAGUUGACCCAUUUGAUCUGGAUGUCUUCUCUCCAUAUAUGCAAGCAAACCUUCUGAAGCAAGCUCAGAGAUGUUCUGUGAUAUUCGGAGCCCUGGCGAGCCUGGACAAGCACGGGGGUGUUCUGGGGUCGACGACCUCUCGUCCCGUGCUCAGCAGCCAGGAACAGCACAACAUCCUUCCCUUGUCGUCCUGCCCACAGCGGUUCCCUCUCCUGCCGCUCAGUUCCAAGCAGGCCAGCCGGUCAGCUCUGACCACUCAGCCUAUGACUGCCCAAGCCAUAAACAGAGCCCCAGAGGUCGGAGGUCAGAGUCUAACCUCAGCUGUGGAGGCCACUCUGCCGAUGACUUCAUCACAAGCCGACCUGAGCAGUUCCUUCUAUGAUAAGAUGGAGAAGUUGGGCAGCAUGGGCUCCAGGAUCUUCUCCAACAUCAGCGGGAAAUCCUGAUCCGUCUCUGCUCCAAAUGUUUGUAACUUAUAUUGGUGGUUCUCAACUGGUGGUCCAUGGACCUUUUGUGGUCCGCGAUGUCUUGUUUUGGUGGAAUGCAAGACAUUUUCUGUAUCUGGCGGUAACCUGUAUAAAGUGGUUCAUAAUAUGAUAUAAUUAUUAUAUUUUAAGAUUUAUUAGAAAUGCAGUUUGACACAUGGUAUCAAAUAAAUGUUGGUUAAAAAAUAUA